Messenger RNA from Rhizophagus irregularis DAOM 181602=DAOM 197198, 330 nucleotides. NCBI's taxonomy places the organism in Eukaryota, Fungi, Glomeromycota, Glomeromycetes, Glomerales, Glomeraceae. The record is from RefSeq and is a predicted model, not a curated record.
AUGGAUAGAGCUAAAAAAGUAGUCAACGAAAAGAAUGAGCGCAUCUUGCUCGAAAUGACAAAACAACCCGGAAACGAUACAUGCGCUGACUGUGGUGCAAAAGGGCCUCGAUGGGCUUCUCACAACCUUGGCGUAUUUCUUUGCAUACGUUGUGGUGGCCUACAUCGCAAAAUGGGUACUCAUAUUUCUAAAGUUAAAUCAAUAUCUUUAGAUUCUUGGACACCGGAACAAAUUGAGAAUAUGCGACAGUGGGGAAAUUUGAAAGCUAAUGCCAAAUGGAACCCUCAUUCAGAAUUACAUCCUGUGCCAGUUAAUGCUUCCGAUAGGUAA